UCUAAGUUUGAUAUAUACCUUUAUCAUAUACUUGUAUACAUUUUUACAAAGAAGAAACAUAUAUAACGUUACAUUUAUUUUUUCGUGUACCAUUAUUAUUUGUUCGUUUAUUUCUUAGAUAAUUAAAAAAAAAAAAAAAAAAAAACAUGAAGCAAGGUCAGCAUGCAAUGGGAGUUCCAAUUUCAGCUCCACCAAAUCAAUCAUUUGUUGCUGGAGAGUUUUCUAGUGGUCUUUGUGAUUGUUUCUCUGAUUGUUCUCUUUGUUGUUUGACAUGUUGGUGUCCAUGCAUCACCUUUGGACGUAUAGCAGAGAUUGUUGACAAAGGCUCAUCAUCAUGUGGUGUAAGUGGAGCAUUGUACUCACUACUUUUGGCCUUUACUGGUUGUCAAUGGAUAUAUUCAUGCGCAUAUCGUUCAAAGUUGAAGGCUCAACUCGGAAUGCCAGAGAAUAGUUGUGGAGAUUGUUGUACUCACUUUUGGUGUGAAGCUUGUGCCUUGUGCCAAGAGUACCGUGAGCUUCAACAUCGUGGCUACGAUCUUGCCCUCGGUUGGCAAGGUAAUGUGGAGAGGCAAAACCAGGGGAUGGUCCCUCCAUCAAUGGCAGGUGGCAUGACUAGAUAAGCUGGUUGAGAUUUGAUGAGCAUCCAAUCAUCCAUUGAAUAAUAAUUCAAAAUUAAAGAAUAAAAUAUUGUGUUGUAUACUUGUAUUGUACUAUUGUACUCGUAGACAUGAAUAAAUUCUUAAGUAAUUUUUAAAUUUGUUUGUAUCAAAAGUCUAAUUUUAACUUCAUUCCUUUGUUUAAUUUAAUUAAGUGUGAGGUUUUACGUAUUUAUGAGGUUUCACCCUUUUUCUAUAGAGAAGAAUUGAAGGUGUGAAUGUGUGAGCAUGUGUACAUUUUUUGUUCCCGGGGGUUGAUGUGUAAAUAAAAUCUACUAUAUAUUCUUUAAUUAUUACUAUUUU
Messenger RNA from Chenopodium quinoa (quinoa), 959 nucleotides. RefSeq names its product cell number regulator 9-like. The record is from RefSeq and is a predicted model, not a curated record. The transcript has 4 exons. Lineage: Eukaryota; Viridiplantae; Streptophyta; Magnoliopsida; Caryophyllales; Amaranthaceae. The coding region runs from base 147 to 620 and encodes 157 amino acids.